AAACCCCGCCAUCACGCCUUACUCUAACUUCCACCUCCCACUCUCUCUGCCGACCCCUGCCUACCUCCAUCACCAGCUCUUAGUACAACAUUGCACGAGCCGUCGACGACGAUAUAUCCAACCUCCAUCUUCACUCACCGCAUACCACUUCCGUUCAAGCAAGCUUCAAACCAGCACAGUCCGACAGCGUUGUACCUCGGCAAUCAAGCUCCUAGCCUCAAAGACGGAACGUCAUCAUCCACAAUGGCCGCCAAAACCGGAGAAGCUGCCGCGCGUGCGUUCUUCUCAACGCCCACCUUCGCUGUUGUGGGCGCUUCCAAUGACCCAUCCAAGUAUGGAAACAAGAUUUUCGCAUGGUACCUCUCGGAGUCCCUGCCUGUGACGCCUAUCAACCCCACCGCCGCGACAAUCACUGCGCUGUCGGCCGACCACCCCGCCGUCAAGUCUCUGUCCGCGCUGCCCUCCCCCAAGACCACAGCAGUUUCGAUCAUCACGCCCCCGAAGAUCACACAGAAGGUCUUGGAAGAGGCCAAGGGCCUCGGUGUGCCGGCGGUCUGGUUGCAGCCUGGAACUUUCGAUGGUGACGUUAUGGCGUAUGCAAAGGAGAACUUCGGUGUUGCGGUUGGAGGAGAGGGAGGUGGCGGUAGUGAGGGGUGGUGUGUGCUUGUCGACGGCGAGGCGGCAUUGGUGGGGAGGGGAAAGCUGUAGGGCAAUUACAAAAUGGACGGGGAUGGUUGAUACAAUAAUAUAGUGAAACAUAAUAUCUAUUAUCAAAAUGGUACAUCGCGGAGUCUGGCUCUGUAAUAUGUCAAGUCGUGAGGAGGGAAAGGGAAG
Molecule: messenger RNA, 834 nt
Organism: Pseudogymnoascus verrucosus
Lineage: Eukaryota; Fungi; Ascomycota; Leotiomycetes; Thelebolales; Thelebolaceae
Exons: 2
Coding region: 244-708 (154 amino acids)
Source: RefSeq, a predicted model, not a curated record